This is a messenger RNA of Daldinia caldariorum, 1252 nucleotides long. RefSeq lists its product as uncharacterized. Lineage: Eukaryota; Fungi; Ascomycota; Sordariomycetes; Xylariales; Hypoxylaceae. Gene Ontology annotation, cellular component: mitochondrion. The record is from RefSeq and is a predicted model, not a curated record. The transcript is spliced from 4 exons. Bases 250 to 1023 code for a protein of 257 amino acids.
UCCUAAUUUUUUUUUCUGCGCCGAAUUUCCUGAGCUCACUGUCAUGUCAUGAUAAUGCGAUAGGUACUACGGUUCUUUUAACAAAUUACGGGUUUGAACACUUAAGAAUUGGCGACCGUCAUCAGCUUCUCGUCCGAAUCCACCGGAACUAUUAGCAAAUACCUCUACAUUUGCAGCUCACUUACUAUGCUCAUUCUCCCCGCGACGUAAACGCCCUAAAUAUUAACUUUUAAACAGAGGCCGCGCAAAAUGCCUCCGGUUUACUCCCGUUUGUUCGAACCAAUGUGGGUGCGCGUACUGCGGCAGACCACAUCCACCUUAGGGAGAGGAGCGUGGAGGCGCACUUUCGUCUCUAAAUCGCAGCAAACUGUGUCUCUUUCUACUUCAAUAACUUCUCCGUAUGCGAUACGACGACCUACGAUAUUAGACAUUCUAUCCAAAUCAUCCAAGCAACCGUUACGUUCGACCCGCCGAUCAUUUCACCGAACUUCCCGCCUACGAAACGCAAAAUCUACUCCGAAGGAUGCCGCAGCUAAGGAGCCGCAGGGGUUCACGGCCAGGAUGAAAAAGUUGUCAAGAGAAUAUGGCUGGGCGGCUUUAGGAGUUUAUCUGGGAUUAACCGUCCUCGAUUUUCCAUUCUGCUUCCUACUAGUCCGAUCUGUUGGGACGGAGAGGAUAGGCGCAAUCGAACACUGGGUUGUAUCAAACGUCUCCAAAUUAAUACCGGAGUCCGUCCGGACUAGGUGGCGUGAAUACCGCCAAGCCCUCAAAGAAGCCGAAAAAGAAAAUCGCGGUGAUGCCGAAAUUAGUGAAAAAGCUGAGGUAGUCGGCUGGGGUGUAGAGGAGGCUGAGCAGAGGCACAAGGCCGAAGCUAGUCUUGGAACCCAGUUAGCUCUUGCCUAUGCGGUACAUAAAAGCUUCAUCUUCCUUCGAGUGCCCUUAACCGCAGCGAUAACGCCUAAGGUUGUUCAAAAGCUACGGUCAUGGGGUUGGAAGAUCGGAAAGCGACCAACCAAGCGGUAAGCGAAGUUGAUUCUCGAAUAAAAAAGAGCUUUGGUUACAGCAGAGCCUCUCUAUUAUGAGUUAUGAAGUAUAUCUCUCUAGGUUGAAGGUUACAGGGAUAACUUGUAUAAUAAAUCCAAGGGGGGUGUAAGUAAGAUCGAUAAAAGGCCACUAGACUCACUCCACAUAGAAGAUAAAAUAGCACCGAAAGAAACCGAGAAAAUAAAAUCCAACUCGACGAUGUACUCCG